Messenger RNA from Bradysia coprophila, 949 nucleotides. It is a transcript of the gene RYa, whose product is annotated as RYamide. Lineage: Eukaryota; Metazoa; Arthropoda; Insecta; Diptera; Sciaridae. The record is from RefSeq and is a predicted model, not a curated record.
UUGUUAAUAUUACGACACCAACCCAAUAAAAUGUGGAGAAUGCAGUACUCAACAUGGUUCGGUUUUGUUAUGCUGCUGGGAAUCAUAUUGAUGGCAAUCAGUUGCACCACCGCAAAACCGUCGGAAGUAUUUGAAAAUACAGAUGCCAAAGGUGAUGCCAUCAAACGGGCAUCAUUUUUCGUGGGCAGCAGAUAUGGCCGAUCGUACUACGGCGGCCGACCGCAACAAAAUGUAAACGUUGCUCCCAGAAAUGAUCGAUUCUUCUUUGGUUCACGAUAUGGCAAACGAUCCGACGAAUAUAUGCAGGACAUUGUCGACCCACAACCAUCAAAAGAAUUGACAAGCACCUAUCUCGUGUCAUGCGUUUACACAGGAGUUAAGGAUUUCUAUAGAUGUAGCAAAUUAAAUGAAAAUAUUAACACCGAUGCGGAUACUAUUCACAGCAAUAAUGAAUGAAUAUUGCAAUUGAUAAGCUACAACAAUUCCAAACAGUUUUGACGCAUUUUUACACAAAUUAUCUACGUCCUACCAAGUAAUGUUUAAUUUCUUACUUUAAAAACAAACAAAUAAAUUUCGCAGUAUUUUCCCAUUGAAAGAAGAGAAAAUUUCUAUGAAACUUAAAUGUGUACAAUGGCUGGAUGCAUUUUUAAGUUUUGUGAAAUGAUCUGAAAGCGAUUUUAAAAUUACUAACCAAACCAAACCAAAUUGAUUGAAACUGAAUGGUGAUAGAAUAUUGAUUUAAUUAAAUGUGUGUACAAUUAUAGAUUGAGAGAAAAAUCAAGAAACAUAACAAGAGCAAAUAUUUUAUUGUAAUUUUACAUUAUAUUUGUUUAAUUAUAAGUUUAGGUUGCAUCAUGUAUAUUAAAUAAAAUAAAGUAAAAAUAAAACUUAAAAUUUCAACUUCGAUUGUAAAGUGUAUUUUGGAAAUGUUAACAAAAAUAUUUAAAAA